CUUCACAUUACAUUAACCAGAUACUCUCCUGUUUAUUUGAAUUGAAGAAGAUCCUUGUCUGAAAAGUAUGGGCCGAAGAAUUGCAUCUCUUUCUCGUUAAAUGAAGAGAAAAGUGCCCUUUUUCAAAGCUGGCCUUGCCUCUCUCUCUAACUGUUUCUCCAGUUCAGGCCCUCUCAACUGGCCCCAUCCAAUUGUUGGGUAGGUUAAUUGAAACCUAUUCACGUGCGUGGUAUCAUUAAUUAUGAAGGGAAGUCCUUCCCCCACCCACCCUCCCCCCCCCCCCCCAACUUUAUAAAGAAAGAGAAGCCUCAACAAUUUAGAAACAGCCUCAAUUUUCAAUGGAGUUGCAAGAUUUGAUCCUGAUAGCUGCAAGUUCUUUAGGCUUACUCUCUCUCUGUAAAGCCUUCAUCAAUUUUCUCAGAUGGGUGUGGGUUAUGUUCUUUCGGCCUCCGAAGAAUCUCAAGGAGUAUGGUUCAUGGGCUAUGAUAACUGGCUCCACACGGGGAAUUGGCAAAGCCCUUGCAUUUGAAUUAGGAUCGAAGGGUCUUAACUUGGUCUUACUUGAUCUCAGCCCUUCAAAACUCGAAGCUACAUCAAAGGAGAUACAUGAAAAGUUCGGCGGAAAAGUAGAAACAAAAUGUAUUGUUAUAGACUUCACCAAAUCCAGCGGAGAGGAGAUAUGUAAGAUGAUAGAGGGAGGAAUAAGAGGGUUAGACGUUGGCAUUUUGAUCAGUAACGCAGGGGUGGCAAGCCCUUAUCCUAUGUUUUUUCAUGAGGUUGACUUAGAGCUGAUGGAGAGCCAUGUGAAGGUGAACAUAGAUGCAGCGACUUGGGUCACUAGGUCUGUGCUUCCUGGUAUGCUGAAGAAGAAGAAAGGAGCAAUAAUCAACAUUGGCUCCGGUUCCUCCUUCUUCCCUUUCCCUUUAGGCACCGUUUAUGCUGCAACUAAAGCGUACCUUGCAAUGUUCUCAAGAAGCGUAGGUUUGGAAUACAGGCAGCACGGAAUAGAUAUUCAGUGCCAGACUCCACUGUUUGUGGCAACAAAUAUGGCAAAAGGUUUUGUUAAGGCGCCUCUGUUCUUGAUUCCGUCACCGGAGAUGUUUAGCAAAGCAAGCAUGCGAUGGAUCGGUUAUGAGCAUAUCUGUAUACCAUACUGGACCCAUUCUGUGCAGUGGUUUUUACUGCAUGGAUUGCCAGAGCCAUUACUGGAUUGGUGCAUUUUCCAGCUCCUUCUCAAAGGGCGUAAGAGAGGUUUGAUUCGAUUGAAGAAGACGAUGAUGAGGGUGAAACAGUGAAAACAUUUUAUCUCUGAAAUUAACCAGCUUAUGAAGUAAUAUCUACAGCUUCAAUUGGCAAUGAUGUUGGAAGAGUUUAUCCUGAGAGCAGAAGUUCCCGGGGCUAGCUAGCUUCAUCUUUCUUUGUAUACCCUUGAUCAAUUUCCUGAUCAGAUGUGUUAGUACAAAAAUUUUAAAAUAAUAAUAAUAAAUGCUCCUAAGUGAGUUUAGGGUGCGUUUGAGAUUGCGAUUUUGUAGACAAUAA
Molecule: messenger RNA, 1539 nt
Organism: Alnus glutinosa
Lineage: Eukaryota; Viridiplantae; Streptophyta; Magnoliopsida; Fagales; Betulaceae
Product: very-long-chain 3-oxoacyl-CoA reductase 1-like
Exons: 3
Coding region: 339-1295 (318 amino acids)
Cellular component (GO): endoplasmic reticulum
Molecular function (GO): ketoreductase activity
Source: RefSeq, a predicted model, not a curated record